UUUCUUUUCUCUCUGUAUAGAUAGGGCUUUGGAGUCCGACUAUUCUGAUCAUCCAAAAAUAAAGAAAUCUCAAGCAGUUGAUAGAGCUUUGGAGUCCGACCCUUCAGAUCAUCCAGAAGGAAAGAAAUAUCCAGCAGAUGAUAGAGCUUUGGAGUCCGACCCUUCUGAUCAUCCAGAGGGAAAGAAGUAUCCAGCAGAUGAUAGCGUUUUGGAGGUCCGACCGUUCUGAUCAUUCAGAAACAAAGAAAUCUCAAGCAGUUGAUAGGGCUUUGGAGUCUGACCCUUCUGAUCAUCCAGAAGGAAGGAAAUACUCAGCAGAUGAUAGUUCCUUGGAGUUGAACUCUUCUGAAGCAUGGACAUCCCAAACAGAUAGUUCCUUGGAGUUGAGCUCUUCUGAAACAUGGACAUCCCAAACAGCACAAGAAAUAGGAGAAAACAGCCUUAGAAACCAUAUAUAUAUGGAUCAUUUUUCUUGGAAAUUCAGUUCAUGCUCGACAAUUUUUCUUGAAGACAGCACAGCCAGCUGCCCUGAUUUUGAAAUGACACUACACUAUGUCGCCUUGGAGUUUUAUUUUCUUACCAAGGAAAGAAAAGGAAUUGUAUCUUUCACAAUAUUUGAUGAACGUGUAUACCCAUUGGAAGACAAAAUGGAAAAAUACAUUAGGUGUGAUCCUUCACAGACAAUGAUUUACGAAUUUAUACGUUCCCUGUUUUAUGUAAAAAUUCUAAAUGUUGCUGAUGUCAUCAAAAGUAGGGUGUACAUCCAAAGACUUCUACAGUGUGCUCCUAUGUACAUUCGUCCAACCACCUGGAGGAGGAUUAUCCUUGGAGCCUUUCUUGUUGUCAUCAAGGUUGGGAGCAAUGUGGCCGUGUGCAAUGAGGACUUAUGCAUGCGCUUUGAGAAAACUACAGUUGACGAUCUGUGAGUUUGUAUGGUUUUUGUGAACUUUCUAACCAUUUUUGGAUACUUUGUUUGCUCCCAUAAACUUAAACACUUUGAGAAAUACUUUUAAAGGUUACAUUAUGCAGAUAAUAAAAAUGGGCUUAAAUACCACUCUUUCUUUCUCCCCGGUUUUAGAAGAAUAGUUCAUAUUUUUCACUAUUCAUUGGUAGGUCUUGGUAAAUUGCCAUUGUAAUAAUCUCGUAAAUGGAAAAGUAUUUUUCUGGUGAAUGUUUUUGGCAAAUACCUUACCAGUGUACAGUGAGAAGCAUAAUAGUACAGUCAAUUUUCUUACGGCUUUUACAAGCUGUCUGCAAGUUCUAGUCUCUUUGUGAGGAGCGCACAUCUGGUCUUUGAAAUAAUUGUUUGCCCAUUGACAGGUCUGGGGCCUCUGCAUUGUGAAGUAUAGCUUCACCCUGAGCCAUACAUUGUGUAUUUGCAUUUGCCAGUGUUCUCCCACUUUUCUCUAAAGAUCCGUUUUAUAGAAACCUUGAGAUAUGGAAUAGCCACAGUUCCCUGUGCCCUGUCCUUUCCCGAUUAGGAGCAUUGCAUCAUUGGGCUGAUGAGUUAGAAGUUCUAGUGUUCCCCUCAGGCAGUCUGAGAAACAUUGCUGGGGCAUCACCCAAUGCUCACCACACUCAGGAGGUUCCCAGGGCAUUAAUGCAACCACAGCAGCACUUGGAGGGCCCCAAGUUAUCUGUGAGAAUGCAAAAAAUCUUGCUAAAUCAUGGGGUUGCUCAUAGAUGGCAACAGGACACUGAAACAGGAGCUUCAUGGGUCUUUCUUUCAGUCUGGCCUCAUGACUGCUGUAAAGGGAAGGGUCUUGGAGCUGGUUGGUAGGGUGCACCAGGGAGGCAUUUCCAGCACAGGCUCUCACAGUGUUUGCUAGACAGUGAGAAUUGCUUUGUGGGUGACACUUAGGAAAAUCUGAAGGAACACCCCUUGAUGACAUAGAAGCAUAUGAAGAUGAAGAUCCUCAGGCUGUGGCAAGAGGUUUUAGUUUUUCGGUUUGUUUGUUUCUUUGUUUUUACGUUUGCCAGAUAAGACUGUGAUUCAGGAUGUAUGCAGUCACAAAUAGAAGUCUCCGCCAAUUGUGCUCCCCACAGGAAUAACAACUUUAGCAACUAUCUAAAUUUAAAAGCACCUCCAUAAGAACUGAAAAUUAUUUAAAUGUUCAUAUGACGUGACUGAACAGCGUAGAAAAGAC
Molecule: messenger RNA, 2147 nt
Organism: Callithrix jacchus (white-tufted-ear marmoset)
Lineage: Eukaryota; Metazoa; Chordata; Mammalia; Primates; Cebidae
Product: cyclin-Y-like protein 2
Source: RefSeq, a predicted model, not a curated record